AUGGCGGGUUCGGACACGAGCGAUGAAUGCGUCCAAUUUUUGAAUGCGCCUGGCUUCCACCAGCGGUUCUCUUUGCCCGCAACACCGGAGCGCGAUGCGCUCAGUAUUAGCUACUCGGAUCUGGGACGCCAGCCCACCGGCAAUCAGCCCAACUCGCCACCGGCUCUACUGUUCAUGCCUGGAAUGUUGGCUUCCCGUUUCCAAGCGGUACUGCUACACAUUGUUGGCACCAAGAUGGGCGUGCGCGUAUUGACAAUUGACAGGUUCGGUAUUGGCCAAUCUACAGAUGUCCCCAUUGCGCAGAGAAUAAGUACAUGGGUAGAAGUCGUACCGAAGCUUCUCGCCCACCUCGACAUCCCGCACGUCGCGUUGGCCUCGCACAGUGCUGGCACCAUUUAUCUGUUGAACACGCUCUAUAGCUGCCGGCAAAUUCUCUCCCCGACGCGGCCCUAUGCCGUUCUCAUGGCGCCUUUUGUCGAUAUCAGGCACUCGGGCGUCAAGUUGCUGCAGGCGGCCCAGCUCUUACCCAGUACUGUUCUGGGCUGUUUCGAUAGUGUGGCCAAGUCGCUGGACACUUAUGUUGGGCCCAUCAUUGGCUCCAGCCUAAGCUUUAUGGAUAGUUGGUUCCCAAGCGCUGCAGAACCGGAGUCGGCAGCUGUCGCGAGGCUCUUGCGCUGGCAGUCCGAAUACGGCAUGCCAAACGAUUUUUUGGAUGCGAUUCUGCAAGCCGCUGUUCGCGCUGGUAUGGCCGAGAGCACCAAAGGCCUGAAUGACGAGACAAGACUCUGUUUGAAAAAAAGCGUCACGUGGGGGGAGUGCGAGGAUUUUGACGAAUACGUCAAGAAACUUGCCGCGCGGGAAGAGCAGCGCGCUGAAGGGUCAAGACUACGAGUCAAAAUACUGUUUGCGCAGAAAGACUCCAUGAUAGGCCAGCGUGGCCGGCAGUACAUGGAGGAGUGUUGGGAGCGCAAUUGCCGCACAGAGACGGGGCAAGCCUUUGACGUUCUUGCCAAGACCGUCGACGACACGGAUCAUGAUGGCGUGCCUGGAAGACUCACGGUUCUGGAGGAAAUUCUAGGAGACCUGGUGGGAGAGGUCAAGGUAGCUGAGGCUGAACUUUAG
Akanthomyces muscarius is the source of this 1122-nucleotide messenger RNA. RefSeq lists its product as uncharacterized. The record is from RefSeq and is a predicted model, not a curated record. Lineage: Eukaryota; Fungi; Ascomycota; Sordariomycetes; Hypocreales; Cordycipitaceae. The coding region runs from base 1 to 1122 and encodes 373 amino acids. The transcript has 3 exons.